Molecule: messenger RNA, 1002 nt
Organism: Pseudocercospora fijiensis CIRAD86
Lineage: Eukaryota; Fungi; Ascomycota; Dothideomycetes; Mycosphaerellales; Mycosphaerellaceae
Exons: 1
Coding region: 1-1002 (333 amino acids)
Biological process (GO): secondary metabolic process
Cellular component (GO): cytosol; cytoplasm
Molecular function (GO): hydrolase activity; carboxy-lyase activity
Source: RefSeq, a predicted model, not a curated record
AUGUCCCUCCCAUCCAAAAUCAUAACUCUAGAAGAACACUGGGUUAGCAACCACAUCCGCUCCUACUACAAAACAAAAGGCCUCCCCGACCCAAACGACGAAAACGGCAUCGUAGGCACCAUGACCCCCGCCCUCCAAGAAUGGGGACCUCAACGCCUCAAAAACCUAGACGACAACAACAUAACAACCCAAAUCGUCUCCCACGUCUCCAACACAAUCCCCAUCGACUCCAAAACCUGCUCAGCCGCAAACGACGACAUGGCCGCACAAAUCUCAAAAAACCCAAAGGGGAGAUACAAAGGUUUCGCAAUUUUACCAAUGAACGAACCCGAAGCCGCAGCGAACGAACUGCGCCGAUGCAUACAAGACUUGAAUUUCGUCGGAGCUUUGAUCGACGAUACCACGGGUGGUCGUUUCUACGACGCAAAGUUUUUCUGGCCUGUAUUCCGUGAAGCCCAAGAUCUUGAUGUUCCCAUCUACAUCCACCCUUCCCCGAACAACGUCACGAAACCUUUGCUGUACGAUGGAAAUUACCCGGAAGCGAUCGCUACGGCAUUAUCACAGUUUGGAUGGGGCUGGCAUUCUUCCUGCGCCGUGAAUUUUUUGAGGAUGUUUUCCGCUGGAGUUUUUGAUGCGUAUCCGAAAUUGAAAAUUGUGCUGGGGCAUAUGGGGGAAAUGUUACCGUUUCAAUUCGAUAGGAUUGAGAGUAUUACCACGAGGGUUUAUCCUGCGGUUGGGGUGCAGUUGGGGAGGGGGUUGAGGCGGGUUUGGGAUGAGAAUGUGUGGGUGACGACGAGUGGGAUGUUUUCGCUUGCGCCGAUGGCUUGUCUUGUGAGGCAGACGGAAAUUGAGAGGAUUAUGUUGAGUGUGGAUUUUCCUUUUACGAGGAAUGAGUUGGGGUUGAAGUUUUUGAGGCAAUUGCAAGAGGAUGGGAUGGUGGCGGAGGAGGAGUUGGAGGGGAUUGCUUGGAGGAAUGCGGAGAGGCUGUUAAGGUUGGAGUAG